This is a messenger RNA of Engraulis encrasicolus (European anchovy), 4124 nucleotides long. It is a transcript of the gene ehmt1a, whose product is annotated as euchromatic histone-lysine N-methyltransferase 1a. Gene Ontology annotation, cellular component: chromatin; nucleus. The record is from RefSeq and is a predicted model, not a curated record. Lineage: Eukaryota; Metazoa; Chordata; Actinopteri; Clupeiformes; Engraulidae. The coding region runs from base 160 to 3711 and encodes 1183 amino acids. The transcript is spliced from 24 exons. Gene Ontology annotation, biological process: negative regulation of transcription by RNA polymerase II; peptidyl-lysine dimethylation. Gene Ontology annotation, molecular function: p53 binding; zinc ion binding; histone H3K9 methyltransferase activity.
GGGAAGGCAAGGGGAGGAAGAGGAAGACAGCUCGAAAACUUUUCCCUCUAGUUAUUGAAGUGUUCCAUUUCAGUGGCUUCCUACCGAGAAAUAUAGAUGCAGUUCGGAGGGUCAAGUGCAAAACUGGUCAAGAGCAGUGUCUGACAAGAGCUGGGAGAAAUGAAAGUUGUGGCUAGAGGACGUGGUGGUGCUGGUGCCAGUGUGAUCGUGAGGCAUGGCGAGGCUCCCAGAAGAGGUAGGAAGCCAAAGAGAAAGCUGGAAGCGGGAGCACACCAGAGCACGCUGGUGGGGGGAGGGCAGAGUGGGCACACCCUCUUCUGCCAAAAGCCUGGCGCUGCUGCUGGCACUGCUGCUGGUGGCGGUGGUGGCGGUGGUGGUAGUGGUGGUGGUGGUGGUGGUGGUGGUGGUGUAGCCCCUCAUGAAGUGGCCGGCUUUGCCAACCCUGUCCUCCAGCGCAGUGGCAAGCAGCACCAAGCCACCCCCAAAACCACCCCGUCGUCUUCAGCUUCUGGUCCUGCUCCAGGGGCCCCGUUGUCAGAGUACGUGUCUAAAUCCGCCUCCACCACUCCUGCAGCAGCCGCAGCUGCACUCUCAGGGGCCGGCAGCAGCAGCAGUAGUGGAGGGAGCCAGCGUGAUGCUGUUGAUGCCCCUGUCCCAGGGAAGAACCGCUUCGCCCGGAAGUCCAUGCCGAUGUCAGGCCCGGUUCCUCAUGUUCUGCAGAUGCUGCAAAAAGAGAGGUCAUUAUCAUCUCCACCGUUGUCAUCAUCAUCAUCAUCAUCAUCAUCCUCAUCAUCGUCACCACUUGUAACAACAGCAGCAGCACCUCCACCACCACCAUCAGCACCAGCAGUAAAAGAGGUAGCGAGGCCACAACAUACCAAGCCACCUCCCAACCAGAAGCCAUCUGCAGCAUCCCGCACUGUUUCAAAGAAAAAGAAAAGGAAACUGGGAACGUACAACUUUGUCAAUAAGAAGAGAGCAAAGGUGGUGAGGAGAGGAUCCCAGGCCAUGUUUUCAACUGAGGAAAGCUCGAUUGUGGAAGAAAGUGUCACAGACGAGGGUGUGGAGGAAGAAGAAGAGGCUGAGGCGGAGGCCGAGGCUGACGUCGAGGUAGAGGCACCCCCCUCUCAAAAUGGCAGAGACUCAACCUCCACCUCCACAGCGAAUCCCGUAACAGAGAGAAAAGUGGAGGCUCUACCCGAUGAGACGCAUCCUAAGGAGCCCCAGCAGCAGCAGGUGGCCAAAGCAAUGGAGAUGUACACCGAGCUCCCUCUCUACUCUCUGGACCUCAAGGGCCAGGAUGACCUCUUCUCCUCUCUCCAGUCUGGUUUAUCUGCUGGGCAGGGCGCCAUGGAGACGGAGGCCAUGCUGGAGCUGCCGCUGUGCUGCUGCCGCAUGGAGGCGCCCCGCAGCCAGGAGACCCUCACGCUGUCCGACAGCAAGUGCAUGGCCGUGGAGAGCGUCGACGGGCAGCUCAGUCUGUGUCGUAAGAGCAUCCAGAAGCAGGAGAUGAUGCGUCCUUCUAUCCGCAUCCCUCUGUUGGUGCUGUGUGAGGACCACCGUGCUGGCAUGGUUAAGCACCAGAGCUGCCCCCGAUGUGGAUUCUUCUGCCGCGCCGGCACCUUCAUGGAAUGCCGGCCCGACGGCAACAUCUCGCACCGCUUCCACCGCGACUGCGCCUCGGUCAUCCGCGGCCAGAUCUACUGCCCACACUGUGGCGAGGACGCCAGCCAGGCCCUGGAAGUCACCGUCGCCAAGCCGGACGCCAUGUUUGUCCUGCCAGCAGCCACCGCGCUCCAAAACAAGACGGAUCUCUCGCUGAAGGGUCCGAAGAUUGGGCCGGUGGCGGCGUCCCCCAGUAAGUCCAAGACGGGAGCCGUGGCAGCUGAGGCGGCAGUGGGCACCAAGAAGACCCUUGAGGGCAUACUGGAGGCUCUGGAGGAGCAGGCCACCUCAAGAUACAAGAAAACAAAGCAUCCUCCUUCACAGCUGUUUACGUCUGCUAAGCAAGGUGACCUGCAGUCAGUUAUGCAGAUGCUGGUGGAAGGUGCGGACCCCAAUCUGACGUUGGAGGGCAACGGGAGGCAGACGCCCCUACAUGCUGCAGCAGGCGGAGGCCAUAACGACAUAUGCCACGUGCUAGUGCAGGCCGGUGCCAAUCUGGGCAUGUGCGAUGAAGGCCAGAGGACUCCCCUGAUGUACGCGUGUGAGAACAACCACCUGGAGACUGUGAAGUACCUGCUGAAGGCCGGAGCAGCUAGCAACCAGAAGGACGGAAAGGGCUCCACGUGUCUACACAUGGCCGCCAAGAUGGGACACUACAGCAUCAUGCAGCAUCUGCUUAGCCUGCCCUCGGUGGACCUCAACUGCCAGGAUGACGGUGGCUGGACCCCCAUCACGUGGGCCAUCGAGUACAAGCACAAGGACCAGGUGCACCUGCUGCUCUCGCAAGGGGCCGGGGUCAACCUCAGAGACAAGGAGGAGAACAUCUGCCUGCACUGGGCAGCCUUCUCUGGGCUGGACGAGGUGGCCCAGCUCCUCCUGGACACAGGCUCCGACCUCCACACCACAAACAUGUACGGAGACUCCCCGCUGCACAUCGCCGUCAGGGAGAAGCAGCUCGACUGUGUGAUGCUCCUCCUGUCGCGGGGGGCAGAUGUGAACCUGAGGAACAGAGAUGGGGACACACCUCUGGAGUGCUGCCCACCCAGCUCCAAGCUCUGGACCAUCCUCAACACCAACAAGAAGCUGACUGACGCCAGGAAAGGCAGGGACAUGCAGGGAGAGCGUGUCCUCAGCAAGGAUAUCUCGAGAGGAUACGAGACGGUUCCCAUCUCCUGUGUGAACGGGCAGGAUCACCAGGCCUGCCCCAGCAACUUCAAAUACGUCCCAGAGAACUGCUACACCUCCCAAAUGAAUAUUGAUGAAAACAUCACACACCUACAGCACUGCCAAUGCAAAGACGACUGCUCUUCCAAUAACUGUAUUUGUGGCCAGCUCAGUGUGCGUUGCUGGUAUAACAAGGAGGGCCGCUUGCUUUCGGAGUUUUCUCGGGAUGAUCCACCUUUCCUGUUCGAGUGCAACCACGCCUGCUCCUGCUGGAGGUCCUGUCGGAAUCGAGUGGUCCAGAAUGGACUCAGGACGAGGCUCCAGGUCUUCCGAACGGAGCACAUGGGCUGGGGAGUGAAGACCCUGCAGGAUAUUCCCGCUGGAUCCUUCGUCUGCGAGUACGUGGGAGAAAUAAUCACAGACAAGGAGGCCAACACCAGAGGGAACGAUUCUUUUCUCUUUAAUCUGGACAACAAGGUGGGUGAGGUCUACUGCAUCGAUGCCCAGUUCUAUGGCAACGUGGCGCGCUUCCUCAACCACCUGUGUGAGGCCAACCUCUUUCCCGUGCGGGUCUUCACCAAACACCAGGACCUGCGCUUCCCCCGCGUGGCCCUCUUCUCCAGCAGGCACAUCAGAGUGGGAGAGGAACUUGGCUUUGAUUAUGGCGAGCACUUCUGGAAGGUCAAAAGCAAGUAUGUGAGUUGUCAGUGCCGGCUGCCCAAAUGCCGGUACUCGUCCCUGGCCCUCAGCCAGGCUCAGGCCCAAGCCCAGACCCAGGCUGGCCUACCCCGCAGAAGCCCUGCUCCAGUGGCCUCUGGCCCGCCACUGCCUCCACACGCACAGCCCACCGGCACUGCCAGUCUACCACCCAUCAAGCCUUAAAGAAAGAAUAGGUAGAAGAACUUUUAAAGAAGUCCUUUGUUUUAGAAAAAAUAACAUCGGUUGUCUAAUUGAACAGAACUGAAAUAUCUUGCAAGUGAUGAUGUGUGGUACUGAACUGCUCUUGAUCACUUGCUAGAAAUGUUAGACCCGUAGGUAGCAAAAUAAAGUGUCAGACAUAGGCUGUGAUUUUACUGUUUUUGUACCAAACAUGUUUCACUGGUUGAGGAGAGUAGUUAGUAGCCACCACCACCAGGCUGUUAAGGCACUUCGCUGAAGAAAAAUAAGCUCAAGUCUCAGUGUUCGAGGUUAUCAUGUAAUUCGUUAAUCAUUGGUCCUGAAAUUUGUAAUACUGUAAUACUGUAUGUGGAUUUUUACCAGUGUUAUCUAGAAAAUAAAGACAUGUCGUUUUUUUA